UUAUAUGAAAACCACGAGGAAUUUAAAUUAAUUCAUAAAAAUAACUAGAUAAAAAGUACUAAUUUGAUUCUAUUGAUUCGAGUUCCCGGGCGACGUUGCAACGGCGCAUGCUCGAAAAGCGCUCUGAAAAUUCGCGACUACGGCUGCUGAAGGUCCGGUUGGUUUCAAAUAAGUAAUUUGAUAACCGCGUAAGAUGGGUAAGGAGAAGACUCAUAUUAAUAUUGUGGUGAUCGGCCACGUGGACUCCGGCAAGUCCACCACCACCGGCCACCUCAUUUACAAAUGUGGUGGCAUCGACAAACGUACCAUCGAGAAGUUUGAAAAGGAAGCCCAGGAGAUGGGCAAGGGAUCCUUCAAGUAUGCUUGGGUAUUAGACAAGUUAAAAGCAGAGCGUGAGCGCGGUAUCACGAUCGAUAUUGCACUGUGGAAAUUUGAAACUGCUAAGUACUAUGUGACAAUCAUCGACGCACCCGGACAUAGGGACUUCAUCAAGAACAUGAUCACUGGCACUUCCCAGGCGGAUUGCGCUGUUUUAAUAGUGGCUGCCGGUACGGGAGAGUUCGAAGCGGGCAUCAGCAAGAACGGUCAGACGCGCGAGCACGCGCUCCUUGCCUUCACGCUUGGAGUAAAGCAGCUGGUCGUGGGCGUCAACAAGAUGGACUCCACCGAGCCGCCUUACCACGAGGCCCGCUACGAGGAGAUCAAGAAGGAAGUGUCCUCUUAUAUCAAGAAAAUUGGCUACAACCCGGCCACCGUGGCGUUCGUGCCCAUCUCGGGCUGGCACGGCGACAACAUGCUGGAGCCCUCCGACAAAAUGCCCUGGUUUAAGGGGUGGACCGUCGAACGCAAGGAGGGCAAAGUAGAGGGGAAGUGUCUCAUUGAGGCGCUGGACGCGAUCCUGCCGCCGUCGCGGCCCACGGAGAAGCCGCUGCGGCUGCCGCUGCAGGACGUGUACAAGAUCGGCGGCAUAGGCACCGUGCCCGUCGGCCGCGUCGAGACCGGCAUCCUCAAGCCCGGCAUGGUGGUUGUAUUUGCGCCGGCGGCCAUCACCACCGAGGUGAAGUCCGUGGAAAUGCACCACGAGGCGCUGCAAGAGGCGAUGCCCGGUGACAACGUCGGAUUUAACGUCAAGAACGUGUCGGUGAAGGAGCUGCGCCGCGGCUACGUGGCCGGCGACUCCAAGAACUCGCCCCCCAAGGGCGCCGCCGACUUCACCGCGCAGGUGAUCGUGCUGAACCACCCGGGACAGAUCAGCAACGGCUACACGCCGGUGCUGGAUUGCCACACGGCGCACAUCGCCUGCAAGUUCGCCGAGAUCAAGGAGAAGUGCGACCGCCGAACCGGCAAAACCACGGAGGUGGACCCGAAGUCGAUAAAGUCUGGCGACGCGGCAAUCGUGACGCUGGUGCCGACCAAGGCGCUGUGCGUCGAGUCCUUCUCGGAGUUCCCGCCGCUCGGCCGCUUCGCCGUGCGCGACAUGCGCCAGACCGUCGCCGUCGGCGUCAUCAAGAGUGUCAACUUUAAAGAAGUCACCACUGGAAAAAUCACGAAGGCUGCCGAGAAGGCCCAGAAGAAGAAAUAACUAUGGAGCAGUUUAAAUAUAAUACUGCAGCCGGUGAACAUCGUCCGCUGCGCAACGCCUCGUUCUGUCGUGCUCCUCUGUACGGUUCCGGUCAUCCCCCCUUCCCCUAUCGCUAGCCCGCCGGCCACCGGCGCCCCGCGCGACCCCCUCGUAGCCUCCCUUACUCAUCGGAGCUUCUUCACUGGUGACAUCACGCUCAUCCCUCAAGUAUGCAUUUAUCAUAGCACGAUAUUGUUAAAGUUAGUUCGUUUUAGUUACGCUUACGUGUUAAGUUUAUGUAUUUGUGAUUAUUUUAGUCGUAAGUUACUCUCAAAGUUUGAGUUUCCAUAUCUACAAGCUCGUUACGUUUUGUUUUUUCAUCGCAAGGAGUUCAGAAGGAAAACCAAUGGUAUUGUGGUUGAAUUUUUAAACCACGUCACAACACAAAAUUCGCUAACUUGUACGAUUAAGGGCGAAUUUUCUUCAAAUAUGUAUACUUUUUCAUUUAUACCGAGCUCAUCAAAAACUCUGGUAAAACUUUGUAGAACUAUUAUAGUACUGAACUCUUUUUUUCUGUCCAAUUGCUAGGUGUAAAGAGUUAUAGUAAUGCGUUAGUACUCAAAAAUUUAUUGGAUAUAAUAUUGCUGUCUACCUCCAGGAAGUUUUUUUCACUAGCUUUAGAAAUUUGUUGUGCACCUUGAUACUUAAGUAGGUAUUGGAAAUAUUUAAGUAUUUACAUAAUUUUUAAACAUGUUAGUUGAUUUAUUCUACUUCCGUAAUACCCUAAUAGUGGCGGAGGAGUGAAUUAAUGUGUCAACAUGACGAAUAGAAAGCAAAGGGUCCGUUGAUUAUAAAUCUGUUCCCUAAAGUUGAGUACUUACUGAGUUACAUCAGUCGCAUCGCAUUAGACGUUAAACGUCUCUAACAACAAUUGGGAAAGUGUGAGCUGUAGAUAAUUCAAUGUUAUGCUUUGUUGUUAGUUAUAUAAAAGAUAGUCAUAUUUAUAAUUUCACAAACAUAAUUUAAAACUAACGUCAUUAUUGUGUAGGGUUUAAUAAUUCAAAGCAAUAAAUCCAUUACGUUGUUCUUUUCAAAUUUUAUGAAUUAUGAUAUGAUACAUAGUAAAUGUACAACUUCUUACAUAAAACAAAACUCAUUUUAAGCUAAUGUAACUUUGUAAUGUGUUUUCAAUAAUUUUGUAAAGACCUUUGAUCCCGAUAAACCAAUAAAGAAGCUACUGGUAUAAGAA
Cydia fagiglandana is the source of this 2810-nucleotide messenger RNA. RefSeq names its product elongation factor 1-alpha 2. NCBI's taxonomy places the organism in Eukaryota, Metazoa, Arthropoda, Insecta, Lepidoptera, Tortricidae. The transcript has 11 exons. Gene Ontology annotation, molecular function: GTP binding; translation elongation factor activity; GTPase activity. The coding region runs from base 194 to 1582 and encodes 462 amino acids. Gene Ontology annotation, biological process: translational elongation; translation. The record is from RefSeq and is a predicted model, not a curated record.